Molecule: messenger RNA, 2580 nt
Organism: Drosophila nasuta
Lineage: Eukaryota; Metazoa; Arthropoda; Insecta; Diptera; Drosophilidae
Product: protein ST7 homolog
Exons: 2
Coding region: 327-1931 (534 amino acids)
Source: RefSeq, a predicted model, not a curated record
CCCCCCUACCCAUACACCACUCCGAUGAAUACUUCAUGGAAAAAAAAGUCUCAUCUGCAGCAGCAGCAGCAGCAGGACUAACGCUGAUAAGAGGGGAAUUUGUUUAUUUUAUUCAACAUAAAAGUUUAUGUAAAAUUGGCUGGUCGUGAGCGUAAAACAAAAUAGUUGUGAAAGCGCGCUGUAAGCAAACAAUUUUAGCAUUGGUGGCGGUAACGAAAACAACAACAAACAAAUAGCAAACAACAAAAAUCCAGCAAAAUUUUGGCAGCCAAAGUGGUGGCAGCGACUGCGACGGCGACGACGACUGCGACCGCGACAGCGACAGGAUGUGGGACUCGUCAAUGUUUCUGAGCACAUUGACGCCAAAGUUUUACGUAGCGCUCACAGGCACCUCAAGCUUAAUCUCGGGUCUCAUCUUGAUAUUCGAAUGGUGGUAUUUUCGCAAAUAUGGCACAUCAUUUAUAGAACAAGUAUCGAUCAAUCACAUUAGUCCCUGGAUUAAUGGCAACGAUGCUCAGUCUGAUAAUGGCAGCGGCAGUAGCAGCAGCAGCGGCUCCUCCAGCAGCAGCAAUGGAGGUGGAGGAGGAGGGGGCGGAGGUGGUGCCAAUGGCGGUGGCAACAAUGCCAAUUCAGGCAACAGCAGCGGCACACCCGAAUGUAAAGUGUGGCGCAAUCCACUCAACUUAUUUCGCGGUGCCGAAUAUCAACGCUUCUUUUGGGCCACCAGCAAGGAGCCAUUGACGUACUACGAUAUGAAUCUGAGUGCCCAGGACCAUCAGACGUUCUUCACGUGCGAGGGCGAUGCCCGCAAGGAGGAAUACGAAAUCAUGCAGACGGCGUGGCGUGAACGCAAUCCCAUGCAACGCAUCAAAUCCGCACAUAAUGCGCUGGAGAUCAAUGCAGAAUGUGCACCCGCUUACAUACUGCUGGCCGAGGAGGAAGCGAUGACCAUACUCGAGGCAGAGAAGAUACUGAAGACGGCCCUCAAGGUGGCCGAGCUCAAUUAUCGGAAAUCGCAGGCGACCCAACAUCAAGGAGCCAUCGCUGAUGGUGUUCACAGGCGCGACACGAACGUGUUGAUCUAUAUCAAGCGACGGUUGGCGAUGUGCGCCAGGAAACUGGGCAAAUUGAAGGAGGCCGCGAAGAUGUUUCGUGAUCUGACCAAAGAGAUACCGUCGAUCAUGAGUGUGCUGAACAUACACGAGAAUCUCAUUGAGACGUUGCUCGAGAUGCAGGCGUAUGCCGAUUGCCAUGCCAUACUGGCCAAAUACGAUGACAUCUCGUUGCCCAAAUCGGCGACAAUUUGCUACACAGCGGCGCUGCUCAAGGCACGGGCUGUGGCCGAUAAAUUCUCACCGGACAUUGCCUCGAAACGUGGCCUAAGUCCGGCCGAAAUGAGCGCUGUGGAGGCCAUACAUCGGGCGGUGGAAUUUAAUCCGCAUGUGCCGAAAUAUUUGCUGGAAACAAAGCCGCUCAUUUUGCCGCCGGAGCAUAUAUUGAAACGCGGCGAUUCCGAGGCAUUGGCGUAUGCGUUCUUCCAUCUGAAGCACUGGAAACAGGUGGAGGGCGCGUUGAAUUUGCUCCACUGCACCUGGGAGGGCACAUUUCGUAUGCUGCCGUAUCCAUUGGAGCGCGGACAUCUCUUCUAUCCAUAUCCGACGUGCACAGAGUGCGCCGAUCGUGAACUUUUGCCGGCCUUCCAUGAGGUCUCGGUCUAUCCGAAAAAGGAGUUGCCAUUCUUUAUACUCUUCACGGCGGGCUUGUGCUCGUUUACCGCAUUGCUGGCGCUGCUAACGCAUCAGUAUCCGGAGCCGAUGGGUCUGCUGGCACAGACGGUACUUACAUGGAUCCUCUAUCCCAUACAGUUGCUCAAGGAGCGCAUCGAGGCAUUCUGGCCGUGCAAUCUGCUCCAGCAAUUGUCGCGAGUCUAAAACAACAAAAAACAAAUUACAAAUAUAUAUGGAAACAGAAUAAACGCAAAUGAGGCGCCAACGCACAACACAAUACAGCAUGCACACCACUCACACACAUACACACACACACCCAGUCACACACACAGAUUUACAGAUACAGUUAUGGAAGAUACACGCAUCAAGGCAUCAGAAGAAAACGCAACGCAUCCAAAAGAGCAAAGUGAAAAAAACCCAAGUUACAAAAUGAACUCGAUAUGGAAAACAAAACAGAAAAAAACCUUUACAUACUAUAUAUCUAAAUACAUAUAUAUAUAUAUAUCUAAAUAUAUAUAUAUAUAUAUACAUAUAUUUUGGAUCUUUGUCUGUGUUUCGUGAACUAAUAAAUGAAAAGCAAGUAUGAACGAAUUGUGAUUACCACGCGCACUCAUUUUGCUCCAACGUUCCUAACUCUAAACUGUCCGAUCGUUUCGAAUUUACCUCCCCCCUAAGCCUAAGGAUUACAACUACUACUACUACUACUACUAUUAUGAUUAUUAUUAUUAUUAUUACUAUUAAAUUAUGCAUAAUUUUUAUUAUUACUUGUGUGUGUUUUGCGUGGCGUAUUCAUGUAUCUUUUGUUUUUAAGUUUUACUUUAGAUAUUCUCACAUACAAAAAACGGAAAAUACA